AUGGGACCGAACGGGGAUGGAAGGUGUGGGGUGGAAAAGGAAGGGGAUGGAAACGAAGUGAAGGUGAGGGGAAAGGCGGAGGAGGGAAAGGCGAAGGGGGCGGAGGGAGUGGAUGAUGAAGUGAGGGAGAGGGAGAAGCGAGACGGCAUGGUGGGGGCGAGAGAGGCGGAGAUGAGGGAAGAGGAGGAGCGAGGGAGGAAGAAGGUGGAGGGAAUUGGUACAGGGGAAAUUGGAGCAACGGGAGCUGUGGGAGCAGUGGGAGCAGUGGGAGCAGUGGGAGCAGUGGGAGCAGUGGGAGCAGUGGGAGCGUUGGGAGGAGUGGGAGCAGAGGGAGCAGUGGGAGCAGUGGGAGGAAUGGGAGGAAUGGGAGGAGUGGGAGGAGUGGGAGGAGUGGGAGCAGUGGAAGCAUUGGGAGCAGUGGGAGGAGUGGACGUAAAGAGAGCGGCGCGGGUGCUGGCGGCAGCGACUCUUGGGACAAGAGAGGCGUCUCAGAAGCCGUCUGGUGACGUGCAGAGAGAAAACAGCGGAGCGGAGGGCGGGGACGUGGAGGGUAAGGGGGGCAAGGAGGAGCGGAGAGGGGAGGGGGAAGCAGCAGUGGAGAAACGAACGGCAGAGGGGAGGCGCGAUAUGAGUGCCACCGACAGGAUCAGCAGGCUGAUACGUGAGUCGAAUGUAAAAGAGGGGAGAGUGGAGGAGGACGGCAAGGCAGAGGGGAGAGUGGACGUGCUUGGCUCUGGACGGAUCACCGGGCAGGUGGUGUCUCAGUCAACUGAGAAGGGGAAGGAGUGUGAGAGGAGGAAAGAGAAGGAGGGGGGGAAGGAGUGUGAGAAGGGGAAGGAUGGUGGGAAGGGGAAUGAGUGUGAGAAGGGGAAGGAAACACAGCAGGAGCAAGACAAGCAGCAGGAGCAAGACAAGCAGCAGCACGGGAAACAACAGGAGGUGCAGCAGCAAGGGCAGGAGCAAGAGAAGGAACAACAUAAGCAGAAGGAAGAGACGCAGCUAGAGAUGCAGCAGAAGAAGGGGCAAGAAAAGCAGCAGGAAAAGGAGCGAGAAAAGCAGCAGGAGAAGGAGCGAGAAAAGCAGCAGGAGAAGAAGCGAGAAAAGCAGCAGGAGAAGGAGCGAGAAAAGCAGCAGGAGAAGGAGCGAGAAAAGCAGCAGGAGAAGGAGCGAGAAAAGCAGCAGGAGAAGGAGCGAGAAAAGCAGCAGGAGAAGGAGCGAAAAAAGCAGCAGGAGAAGGAGCGAGAGAAGCAGCAGGAGAAGGAGCGAGAGAAGCAGCAGGAGAAGGAGCGAGAGAUGCAGCACCAAGAGAAGCAGCAGCGAAAGAAGCACACACCAGAGAAUCUGGAUGAGUCUCCACCACUCCCCAUCGCUUCCCCACCUGCACAACCCAUGCAUGUGGACACACAGGGAGAGCAAAAGGGGGCGAGGGGUGGAGUGGGAAAGGUUCAGUGUGUUGAACUAGAGAGAGGGAGUGAGAAUGGGGAGGCACAGGAGGGAGUGAGGAAGGUGCGUUUAGAAUCAGAGGGAGGGAGUGAGAAGGAGGCACAGGAGGGAGUGAGGAAGGUGCGUUUAGAAUCAGAGGGAGGGAGUGAGAAGGAGGCACAGGAGGGAGUGAGGAAGGUGCGUUUAGAAUCAGAGGGAGGGAGUGAGAAGGAGGCACAGGAGGGAGUGAGGAAGGUGCGUUUAGAAUCAGAGGGAGGGAGUGAGAAGGAGGCACAGGAGGGAGUGAGGAAGGUGCGUUUAGAAUCAGAGGGAGGGAGUGAGAAGGAGGCACAGGAGGGAGUGAGGAAGGUGCGUUUAGAAUCAGAGGGAGGGAGUGAGAAGGAGGCACAGGAGGGAGUGAGGAAGGUGCGUUUAGAAUCAGAGGGAGGGAGUGAGAAGGAGGCACAGGAGGGAGUGAGGAAGGUGCGUUUAGAAUCAGAGGGAGGGAGUGAGAAGGAGGCACAGGAGGGAGUGAGGAAGGUGCGUUUAGAAUCAGAGGGAGGGAGUGAGAAGGAGGCACAGGAGGGAGUGAGGAAGGUGCGUUUAGAAUCAGAGGGAGGGAGUGAGAAGGAGGCACAGGAGGGAGUGAGGAAGGUGCGUUUAGAAUCAGAGGGAGGGAGUGAGAAGGAGGCACAGGAGGGAGUGAGGAAGGUGCGUUUAGAAUCAGAGGGAGGGAGUGAGAAGGAGGCACAGGAGGGAGUGAGGAAGGUGCGUUUAGAAUCAGAGGGAGGGAGUGAGAAGGAGGCACAGGAGGGAGUGAGGAAGGUGCGUUUAGAAUCAGAGGGAGGGAGUGAGAAGGAGGCACAGGAGGGAGUGAGGAAGGUGCGUUUAGGAUCAGAGGGAGGGAGUGAGAAGGAGGCACAGGAGGGAGUGAGGAAGGUGCGUUUAGAAUCAGAGGGAGGGAGUGAGAAGGAGGCACAGGAGGGAGUGAGGAAGGUGCGUUUAGAAUCAGAGGGAGGGAGUGAGAAGGAGGCACAGGAGGGAGUGAGGAAGGUGCGUUUAGAAUCAGAGGGAGGGAGUGAGAAGGAGGCACAGGAGGGAGUGAGGAAGGUGCGUUUAGAAUCAGAGGGAGGGAGUGAGAAGGAGGCACAGGAGGGAGUGAGGAAGGUGCGUUUAGAAUCAGAGGGAGGGAGUGAGAAGGAGGCACAGGAGGGAGUGAGGAAGGUGCGUUUAGAAUCAGAGGGAGGGAGUGAGAAGGAGGCACAGGAGGGAGUGAGGAAGGUGCGUUUAGAAUCAGAGGGAGGGAGUGAGAAGGAGGCACAGGAGGGAGUGAGGAAGGUGCGUUUAGAAUCAGAGGGAGGGAGUGAGAAGGAGGCACAGGAGGGAGUGAGGAAGGUGCGUUUAGAAUCAGAGGGAGGGAGUGAGAAGGAGGCACAGGAGGGAGUGAGGAAGGUGCGUUUAGAAUCAGAGGGAGGGAGUGAGAAGGAGGCACAGGAGGGAGUGAGGAAGGUGCGUUUAGAAUCAGAGGGAGGGAGUGAGAAGGAGGCACAGGAGGGAGUGAGGAAGGUGCGUUUAGAAUCAGAGGGAGGGAGUGAGAAGGAGGCACAGGAGGGAGUGAGGAAGGUGCGUUUAGAAUCAGAGGGAGGGAGUGAGAAGGAGGCACAGGAGGGAGUGAGGAAGGUGCGUUUAGAAUCAGAGGGAGGGAGUGAGAAGGAGGCACAGGAGGGAGUGAGGAAGGUGCGUUUAGAAUCAGAGGGAGGGAGUGAGAAGGAGGCACAGGAGGGAGUGAGGAAGGUGCGUUUAGGAUCAGAGGGAGGGAGUGAGAAGGAGGCACAGGAGGGAGUGAGGAAGGUGCGUUUAGAAUCAGAGGGAGGGAGUGAGAAGGAGGCACAGGAGGGAGUGAGGAAGGUGCGUUUAGAAUCAGAGGGAGGGAGUGAGAAGGAGGCACAGGAGGGAGUGAGGAAGGUGCGUUUAGAAUCAGAGGGAGGGAGUGAGAAGGAGGCACAGGAGGGAGUGAGGAAGGUGCGUUUAGAAUCAGAGGGAGGGAGUGAGAAGGAGGCACAGGAGGGAGUGAGGAAGGUGCGUUUAGGAUCAGAGGGAGGGAGUGAGAAGGAGGCACAGGAGGGAGUGAGGAAGGUGCGUUUAGAAUCAGAGGGAGGGAGUGAGAAGGAGGCACAGGAGGGAGUGAGGAAGGUGCGUUUAGAAUCAGAGGGAGGGAGUGAGAAGGAGGCACAGGAGGGAGUGAGGAAGGUGCGUUUAGAAUCAGAGGGAGGGAGUGAGAAGGAGGCACAGGAGGGAGUGAGGAAGGUGCGUUUAGGAUCAGAGGGAGGGAGUGAGAAGGAGGCACAGGAGGGAGUGAGGAAGGUGCGUUUAGAAUCAGAGGGAGGGAGUGAGAAGGAGGCACAGGAGGGAGUGAGGAAGGUGCGUUUAGAAUCAGAGGGAGGGAGUGAGAAGGAGGCACAGGAGGGAGUGAGGAAGGUGCGUUUAGAAUCAGAGGGAGGGAGUGAGAAGGAGGCACAGGAGGGAGUGAGGAAGGUGCGUUUAGAAUCAGAGGGAGGGAGUGAGAAGGAGGCACAGGAGGGAGUGAGGAAGGUGCGUUUAGAAUCAGAGGGAGGGAGUGAGAAGGAGGCACAGGAGGGAGUGAGGAAGGUGCGUUUAGAAUCAGAGGGAGGGAGUGAGAAGGAGGCACAGGAGGGAGUGAGGAAGGUGCGUUUAGAAUCAGAGGGAGGGAGUGAGAAGGAGGCACAGGAGGGAGUGAGGAAGGUGCGUUUAGAAUCAGAGGGAGGGAGUGAGAAGGAGGCACAGGAGGGAGUGAGGAAGGUGCGUUUAGAAUCAGAGGGAGGGAGUGAGAAGGAGGCACAGGAGGGAGUGAGGAAGGUGCGUUUAGAAUCAGAGGGAGGGAGUGAGAAGGAGGCACAGGAGGGAGUGAGGAAGGUGCGUUUAGAAUCAGAGGGAGGGAGUGAGAAGGAGGCACAGGAGGGAGUGAGGAAGGUGCGUUUAGAAUCAGAGGGAGGGAGUGAGAAGGAGGCACAGGAGGGAGUGAGGAAGGUGCGUUUAGAAUCAGAGGGAGGGAGUGAGAAGGAGGCACAGGAGGGAGUGAGGAAGGUGCGUUUAGAAUCAGAGGGAGGGAGUGAGAAGGAGGCACAGGAGGGAGUGAGGAAGGUGCGUUUAGAAUCAGAGGGAGGGAGUGAGAAGGAGGCACAGGAGGGAGUGAGGAAGGUGCGUUUAGGAUCAGAGGGAGGGAGUGAGAAGGAGGCACAGGAGGGAGUGAGGAAGGUGCGUUUAGAAUCAGAGGGAGGGAGUGAGAAGGAGGCACAGGAGGGAGUGAGGAAGGUGCGUUUAGAAUCAGAGGGAGGGAGUGAGAAGGAGGCACAGGAGGGAGUGAGGAAGGUGCGUUUAGAAUCAGAGGGAGGGAGUGAGAAGGAGGCACAGGAGGGAGUGAGGAAGGUGCGUUUAGAAUCAGAGGGAGGGAGUGAGAAGGAGGCACAGGAGGGAGUGAGGAAGGUGCGUUUAGAAUCAGAGGGAGGGAGUGAGAAGGAGGCACAGGAGGGAGUGAGGAAGGUGCGUUUAGAAUCAGAGGGAGGGAGUGAGAAGGAGGCACAGGAGGGAGUGAGGAAGGUGCGUUUAGAAUCAGAGGGAGGGAGUGAGAAGGAGGCACAGGAGGGAGUGAGGAAGGUGCGUUUAGAAUCAGAGGGAGGGAGUGAGAAGGAGGCACAGGAGGGAGUGAGGAAGGUGCGUUUAGAAUCAGAGGGAGGGAGUGAGAAGGAGGCACAGGAGGGAGUGAGGAAGGUGCGUUUAGAAUCAGAGGGAGGGAGUGAGAAGGAGGCACAGGAGGGAGUGAGGAAGGUGCGUUUAGGAUCAGAGGGAGGGAGUGAGAAGGAGGCACAGGAGGGAGUGAGGAAGGUGCGUUUAGAAUCAGAGGGAGGGAGUGAGAAGGAGGCACAGGAGGGAGUGAGGAAGGUGCGUUUAGAAUCAGAGGGAGGGAGUGAGAAGGAGGCACAGGAGGGAGUGAGGAAGGUGCGUUUAGAAUCAGAGGGAGGGAGUGAGAAGGAGGCACAGGAGGGAGUGAGGAAGGUGCGUUUAGAAUCAGAGGGAGGGAGUGAGAAGGAGGCACAGGAGGGAGUGAGGAAGGUGCGUUUAGAAUCAGAGGGAGGGAGUGAGAAGGAGGCACAGGAGGGAGUGAGGAAGGUGCGUUUAGAAUCAGAGGGAGGGAGUGAGAAGGAGGCACAGGAGGGAGUGAGGAAGGUGCGUUUAGAAUCAGAGGGAGGGAGUGAGAAGGAGGCACAGGAGGGAGUGAGGAAGGUGCGUUUAGAAUCAGAGGGAGGGAGUGAGAAGGAGGCACAGGAGGGAGUGAGGAAGGUGCGUUUAGGAUCAGAGGGAGGGAGUGAGAAGGAGGCACAGGAGGGAGUGAGGAAGGUGCGUUUAGAAUCAGAGGGAGGGAGUGAGAAGGAGGCACAGGAGGGAGUGAGGAAGGUGCGUUUAGAAUCAGAGGGAGGGAGUGAGAAGGAGGCACAGGAGGGAGUGAGGAAGGUGCGUUUAGAAUCAGAGGGAGGGAGUGAGAAGGAGGCACAGGAGGGAGUGAGGAAGGUGCGUUUAGAAUCAGAGGGAGGGAGUGAGAAGGAGGCACAGGAGGGAGUGAGGAAGGUGCGUUUAGGAUCAGAGGGAGGGAGUGAGAAGGAGGCACAGGAGGGAGUGAGGAAGGUGCGUUUAGAAUCAGAGGGAGGGAGUGAGAAGGAGGCACAGGAGGGAGUGAGGAAGGUGCGUUUAGAAUCAGAGGGAGGGAGUGAGAAGGAGGCACAGGAGGGAGUGAGGAAGGUGCGUUUAGAAUCAGAGGGAGGGAGUGAGAAGGAGGCACAGGAGGGAGUGAGGAAGGUGCGUUUAGAAUCAGAGGGAGGGAGUGAGAAGGAGGCACAGGAGGGAGUGAGGAAGGUGCGUUUAGAAUCAGAGGGAGGGAGUGAGAAGGAGGCACAGGAGGGAGUGAGGAAGGUGCGUUUAGAAUCAGAGGGAGGGAGUGAGAAGGAGGCACAGGAGGGAGUGAGGAAGGUGCGUUUAGGAUCAGAGGGAGGGAAGGGAGGGAGUGAGAAGGAGGCACAGGAGGGAGUGAGGAAGGUGCGUUUAGAAUCAGAGGGAGGGAGUGAGAAGGAGGCACAGGAGGGAGUGAGGAAGGUGCGUUUAGAAUCAGAGGGAGGGAGUGAGAAGGAGGCACAGGAGGGAGUGAGGAAGGUGCGUUUAGAAUCAGAGGGAGGGAGUGAGAAGGAGGCACAGGAGGGAGUGAGGAAGGUGCGUUUAGAAUCAGAGGGAGGGAGUGAGAAGGAGGCACAGGAGGGAGUGAGGAAGGUGCGUUUAGAAUCAGAGGGAGGGAGUGAGAAGGAGGCACAGGAGGGAGUGAGGAAGGUGCGUUUAGAAUCAGAGGGAGGGAGUGAGAAGGAGGCACAGGAGGGAGUGAGGAAGGGCCGGCGGCUAGACUCAGAGGCGGGGAGAGAGGAGGGCGAGGGGAAGGUGCGGGUAGAGGCAGACGCAGAACCCAAGGUGAAGAGGAAGAAGCUGAAGCGUUUGGAUAGCAUACAUGUGACGCGAGGGGGUGGGGAGACAGGGGAGAAAGGGGAGACAGGGGAGAAAGGGGAGACAGGAGCCUCAGGGAUUGACGGGGAAAGAAACGGUGCAAGUGAGAGGGAUGUGGCUGGGGAGAGGAGUGAGAAGGAAGGAGAUUCGGAGUGUGUGGGUGUGCGAGGGAGGGAUGAGGAGGGAAAGGAGAGUCAAGAUGGAGAGUUGGAAGAGGGCGGAGGGGGGGAAUUCGGGGUGCGGAGGGAGGGGGAUGGGGAGAGUGAAGGGGAGAGGAAAGAGAGUGUGGAUGAGAAGAGUGGGAGGGAGGAGGAGUGUGUUGGGAGGGAAAGGGAAGGAGCGAGUGAGGGGAGUAAAGAGGGGGAGAUGAAAGGGGAGGGGACGAAAGGGGAGGAGGGGAAUGGGGAGGAGGAGAAGGAAGUCAGGGCGGCAGAGAGCAGAGGUGGAUGUGCGGUGCAGGGGAGGGAGGGGAGGGCGGUGGGGGAAGUUGGGCAGGAGAAGGAGGUGAGGGAGGUGGGGAAGUUGGGGGAGGGGAGGGAGGUGAGUGCACCUGUUGCUGGCUGUGUGGCUGCUUCUUCUGAUGGUGCUGAUGGUGCUGAUGGUGCUGAUGGUGCUGAUGGUGCUGAUGGUGCUGAUGGUGCUCGUGGUGCUGAUGGUGCUGAUGGUACUGAUGGUGCUCGUGGUGCUGAUGGUGCUGAUGGUACUGAUGGUACUGAUGGUGCUGAUGGUACUGAUGGUACUGAUGGUACUGAUGGUACUGAUGGUACUGAUGGUGCUGGCACUGGGGUCAGGGGUGGUGAUGGUGGUGGGGUUUAUGCUAAGGGUAACGAGGGCAGGGGUGGUGAUGGUGGUGAUGGUGGUGAUGGUGGUGAUGGUGGUGAUGGUGGUGAUGGUGGUGGCACUGGGAUAAGCUGUGGUGAUGGUGGUGGGGUUUAUGCUAAGGGUAACGAGGGCAGUCAACGCAGUGGUCAACCCAACAGUCAACGCUGCAGUCAACCCAGCUGUGAGGCAGAUCUAGCUAGUGGUGGCAAGAAUGUUGACAUGGGCUUUAAGGGUCGUGGGGGGAGAGGGGGGAGAGGGGGGCGAUAUGGGGGAGGGAGUGGGCGUGGGAGGGGAAGGUCAGUGGAGAGGGAAGAGGAGGAAGAGGAGGAAGAGGAGGAGGAGGCGAGUGAGGGGAGUAGUAGUGAGGAGAGUGGAGGGGAGGAGAGAUUAGACGGAGCAGGGUUGGACGAUGAUGACGAUGAUGAUGAUGAUGACGACGAUGACGUGAGGGUGGUGAAGGGAGAGAGCCAGGUGAGGAGAACCCGGGACCGGGACAGGGAGCGGGAGAAAGGGCUCCCCCGAAAGGACGUCAUGAAGCUGAGAGCAGUGCGAGAGCUGAAAGGCUACGCAGGCCAGCAGGACAUCGGACCCAGCGGUGAGAAGCUCGGGUUGGUGCCGUAUGUCUCCAUGGGUAUCAGCCCGCUGUCACUGCAGGGGGAGACGGUGCGCAAGGUGCAUCGAAUGCGGACGCCGCGGCCGUCCUUUGUGAAGUUUGUCACCCGCCACGUCAUCGCGACCGCGGAUAAGGGCCUGGAUCUCCCCGGGCCGUUCGUGAAGCGCCACCUGGUGGGGUCCGAUCGGAUGGCUGUGAUUGGCCCCGGCGGGCGGCGGUGGGAGAUGCGAUGGGGGGCGUAUUCCAAGGGAGUGCAGGUGUAUAGGCUAAAGGACGGGUGGGGGGCCUUGGCUGGGACUCUGGAGUUGCAAGAGGGAGAGGCUCUUGUGUUUGAGGUGGAAAAGCCGAAUCUGCUGCGGCUGCAUCUGGUGCAGGAUGUGGUGCUGAAUACGAGUGCUAUGAUGGUGCCGCGAAUGCGGGAGGUGGCGAAUGCAGGUGAAGCUUCUGCUGCUGCUGCUGCUGCUGCCGCUGCUGCUGUUGCUGCUGGUGGUGGUGCUGCUGGUGGUAGUGCGGGUGCUGUGGAUGAUCGUGCAGUUGUGGGUGGGAAGGGGGAUAGGAGUGGGAAGGGGGAUAGGAGUGGGAAGGGGGAUAGGAGUGGGAAGGGGGAUAGGAGUGGGAAAGGGCUGGUGACUGGACAACGGGGCUUCGCAGUGAACGAGGUGGGGGUUCAGGCGAGGGGUGCGCUGGCAGCGGGUGAGGGGAAGGAGGCAGCAUUGAGUGGGAAAAAGAGGAGGAGAAAGCAGUUGGGGAACAAGGAGGAAGAAGAGGAGGGGAGUGAGGGGAAGAAGGGGCGCGAGGAGGAGGAUGAGGGUGAGGAGGGGGGAGAGGAAGGAGGUUGGAAGGAUGGGUGGAGGCAUGAGAGGAAGAAGGAGAGGGAGCAUGAGAGGGGGGAUGAGAGGGGGGAUGAGAGGCCGUGA
Molecule: messenger RNA, 9336 nt
Organism: Closterium sp. Yama58-4
Lineage: Eukaryota; Viridiplantae; Streptophyta; Zygnematophyceae; Desmidiales; Closteriaceae
Source: the annotation of a GenBank genome assembly